Macadamia integrifolia is the source of this 1958-nucleotide messenger RNA. RefSeq names its product D-inositol 3-phosphate glycosyltransferase. Lineage: Eukaryota; Viridiplantae; Streptophyta; Magnoliopsida; Proteales; Proteaceae. The record is from RefSeq and is a predicted model, not a curated record. Gene Ontology annotation, molecular function: glycosyltransferase activity.
UUUUUUUAGAACGAUACCAAACGGGCCCCUUGUCUUUUCUUUUCGUAGUUCCGCCGAAACAGUACGAAUCCCAAGGCUCACUACUUCGGAAGAGUCAAAACGUAGGCUUGAAGAGUUCAAGGUAGCAUAUCUAUCAAGGAUUGACUUCAAGGAAACUGGAACUAGCCACCAUGUGCAGUAGACGACUUGGAAUCUAGAGGAAGCUCCGAGGCGAUCCCGAGCAACUUGGGGAGAAAGCAUUUAAUGCAUGCAGAAGCGAAUCUAGUUUAACAACUCCAUUUUUUAUAUCGUGCAGUGUGAGAUUAAUAAAGAAUCUCCAUUACUUUAACCAUAAACAUAUACCCAAGUUACUUGCAACAGGAAGCGUCACACCAUCACUCAGGGCAAUGGGCUUGAAGCACCAGACCUCCAAGACCUCUCCCUCCAUUCUAACCAUCAAGUCUAUAGCUUAUCUCAUCUUUGUUCUCAUCGCUACCUACUUUCUUCUUUUAUUUGUGCCUCUGAUAGGGUCCUUCCAGGAACCAUUCUCCAGAACCCAGCAAGCAAAAUUUCAUGGUGAUCUUCUGGAUGCCCAGUUUCCAUGGAACAAACUCUGCUUUGGUCCAGCCUUUGUGAAGCUGAAGCUUGCAGUCUUCUCCAAGACUUGGCCAAUGGGUGCAGCUCCUGGGGGAAUGGAACGCCAUGCCUCAACCCUAUAUAAUGCUCUAGCAGCUAAAGGACAUGAGAUCCAUGUCUUCACCGUCCCUUCUGAUAGACAGCAUCACCUGGACAUCCAAAAUGGUGAUCUUCAUGUCCAUUUUGUGGCCAACGAACAUGGUUCUGUCAAUUGCUCCCUAGCAUUUGAGAUCUUCAACCAGGAGAACAUGGCAGGGGCAUUUGAUUAUGUCCAUACCGAGAGCGUGUCUCUUCCACAUUGGCGUGCAAAAACGGUACCUAAGGUGGCUGUUACCUGGCAUGGGAUAUGGUAUGAAAUCAUGCAUUCCAAGUUGUUCCAAGAGCUCCUCUCAGAGCCACGAGUUACACCAGGAUCAUAUACUGAACUUCACAAUUCAAUGCCAAGGCUAGUCGAUGAGAUCAGGUUCUUUCCUAGCUAUACACAACACAUAUGUAUUAGCAACAGUGCCAAAGAGGCCCUAGUUAAUGUUUAUCAGCUCCCAAGAAGAAAUGUCCAUGUCAUACUCAAUGGAGUUGACGACAAAAUGUUUGUUCAUGAUCCAGUGGCUGGAGCACAGUUUCGGAAACAAAAUGGCAUACCUGCUAAUGUGAGCAUGGUGAUAGGAGUCACAGGGCGGUUGGUGAGAGACAAAGGACACCCACUUCUCUACGAAGCAUUCUCAUCAGUAAGCAAACACCACCCUGGAGUAUUUUUACUUGUAUCUGGGUCAGGGCCUUGGGAAAAACGUUAUACAGAUUUCGGUCCUAGAGUUAAGGUGUUAGGAGAACUAGAUCCUUCACAGCUCUCUGAGUUCUACAAUGCACUCGAUGUGUUUGUGAAUCCUACCUUGAGGCCUCAAGGGCUUGAUCUGACACUGAUGGAAGCGAUGCAAUGUGGGAAGCCAGUGUUGGCAACCAAACUCCCAAGCAUCACAGGCACGGUAGUGGUGAAUGAAGACUUUGGGUACACAUUCUCUCCCAAUGUGGGUUCUUUAAUUGAGGCCUUGGAGUCAGUCAUAAGAGAUGGCCCAAUCAUUUUGCAUAGUAAAGGUAUGAUAUGCAGGGCAUAUGCACUGUCGUUGUUCACCGCAACAAAGAUGGCUGCAGCCUAUGAGCGGUUCUUCCUCUGCAUGAAAAACAAAAAUUAUUGCCAAUAUCCCCUUCCAACUGAUUGUUAGAAGUAAACAAACCCCUUGUAAUAUGUAGGUCAAUACACUAUUGUUUCAUACUACUUACACUGACACAAGGGACGUGAAGUGAAUCAACAUAUUAAAGAGGAUAUAGAUAUGUAUUUUUUGUUAUAA